Hermetia illucens (black soldier fly) is the source of this 2256-nucleotide messenger RNA. RefSeq names its product retinitis pigmentosa 1-like 1 protein. Lineage: Eukaryota; Metazoa; Arthropoda; Insecta; Diptera; Stratiomyidae. The transcript has 2 exons. Bases 1 to 2256 code for a protein of 751 amino acids. The record is from RefSeq and is a predicted model, not a curated record.
AUGAAGCCACUUUAUGUACUUUUUGGAGUCCUACUCCUUACUACUUUGACGGUUGCGAAGCUGGACAUCCGCAACCGAUUUGGUAUUACACCGAUCGUGGAAAAACUCCAAGAAGCGCAUGAUCGAUUGCACGAUAACAUCUUCGGGGAAAAAGUAGUGGAUUCACCAGCUGCCAGUGAAACAGCGGACAACUCUGACGGAGCUGACACCCCCGAUGCCUCUGAAGAUGCACAACCCGAGUCUGAGGUAUCCACUGACGAUGAGCAACCAGAGUCUGAUGCCCCCCCUGACGAAGCACCUGAAACACCUGCUGGUGACAACGAAGAAGCUGACCCUCAGGUCGACAUCCCUCAUCAAUCUGGGAUUGCACCGAUCUUGGAAAAAUCUCGAGAGUUCAAAAAUAAAUUAGCAGAAAACGUAGAAAAAUUGCAGGAAGCGGGUCAAAAACUUCAGGACGAUAUUGUGGAAAAAUUGCGAGAAGCACAUCAAAAACUUGAAGAUGGCAUCUUGGAAAAGUUGCAAGAAAUCCGUCAAAGACUGCACGACGAAACCGCCGAACCUAAAGUUCAACCGAUAGUGGAAAAAUUGCAAGAGGCUCGCCAGAAACUUGAAGAUGACAUCAUGGAAAAAUUAUUAGAGAUGCGCCAAAAACUGACCGAUGCUACUGUCGAAAAUAAAGUAGCCGCGAACCUGGAGAAAUUGAGAGAGGCACGCCAAAAACUUGAAGAUGACAUCCUGGCAAAAUUGGAAGAGGCGCAUCAAAAACUUCACGAUGGUAUCGCCGAAAAUAAAGUAGCACCGAUGGUGGAAAACUUGCAAGAAGCCCGUCAAAAGCUUGAAAAUGACAUCGUGGAAAAAUUGCGAGAGAUACGCCAAAGACUGCAGGAUGAAAUUGAGGAAAAUAAAGAACAACCGAACGUAGGAAAAUUGCAAGAAGCGCUUCAAAAACUUUUAGAUGAUAUCUUGGAAAAUAAAGUGGCACCGAUCUUGGAAAAAUUACGAGAGACACGUCAAAAACUACAUGAUGCAAUCUUCGGAAAUAAAGAAGUUGAUGCCGCUGAUGGUUCCGAUGCACAACCCGACUCUGAUGUAUCUACCGACGAUGGACAAGCCGAAUCUGAUGUUCCUACUGACGAUGCGCCUGAAACACCGGCUGAUGAAAAUGGCACUGAAGAUGAAUCACCAGCACCAGAAGAAUCUGAACCCGAAUCUCCGGUAGAGUCCAAUGACUCUGUUGCCUCCGACGCCUCUAACGAUGCACAAGAAGAACCUAUUGCCGCUGCUGACGAUGCACCUGAAACACCUACUGAUGACAACAAUGUCGAUGAAGAAUCUCCAGCACCAGUCGAAUCUGAACCCGAAUCUCCAGCAGAUUCUAACGACCCUGACGUUUCUGACGCAUCCGAUGCCUCUGAGGGUUCUGACGCCUCUAACGAUGCAGAAGCCGACUCUGAUGCAUCUGCUGAUGACGAGCAAUCGGAAACUGAUGUACCUGCUGAAGACGCACCUGAAACACCCGCUGAUGACAAUACCGCCGACAAAGAAUCACCAGCACCAGCUGAAACACCUGCUGAUGAUAAUAAUGCCGAUGAAGAAUUACCAGCACCAGGUGAAUCAGAACCCGAAUCUCCAGCAGAUUCUAACAAUUCUGACGCCCCCGCUGAUUCUGACGCAUCUACUGACGAUUCACAACAAGAGCCUGCUGUGGCUACUGACGGCGAGCCUGAGAAACCUGCUGAAGAUAACAAUGCUGACGAAGCAUCACCAGUUCCAAGCGAAUCUGAACCCGACGGGGCACAACCCGACUCCGAAGUAUCUACUGAUGAUGGACAACCGGAGUCUGCUGACGAAACACCUGAAGUUCCUAACGCACCUGCCGAUGGCAACGACGCUGAGGAAGCAUCACCAGCACUAGGCGAAUCUGAACCUGAAUCCCAAGCAGCAGAAGCUGAUCCAUCUGAGGAAACUGGAAAUCAACCUGAUAAACCAGCUCAUAAACAUCAUCGUGGAUGGCGCCGUGGAGGACACCGUUGGGGCAGACGAGGAGAUCGCCGUUGGGGCAGACGAGCAGGUCGUCUUUGGGGUAGACGAGGAGGCCGACGUUGGAGUCCUCGGUUAAUUCGUCCUUGGCAGGCACGUGUACCGGGCAGUCAACAAUCUGAGAAGCCGAGCAUCAGGAAUUUAGCCUCGAAAGCUCUUAAGGCAAGGCAAGCAAUAUUGGGUCGUGCCAUAAAUAAACUUGAACGUCGAAAUUAA